AAUAUUAUUAUUCCAUCUCAAAUUUCCUCCUCCCUACCCGAAAUGAUAACAUACACACAUUAACUAACAUACGUAACAACAUUAACUCAUCUCCACAAAAAAGUGAUCUGUGUUGCAGAAGAAUUCGUGUUCGAGUUACACGGCCGUCGUGGAUGUGAGCAUUUCCUGCCCGGGUAAAAUCUCCAAAAUCAAAGACAAACUUAACUUUUUGUACCAAUAUUGUGUUAUUCUGUGGCAAAAUAUUAUUAUUCGCUCCCUACAUACUUAAUAGCAGUUAAUUAGCGAAUAAAUAGACAAUGACUGCGUGUGUGUAGUGUAAUCGUUCGUUCGUUAAUUAUUUUUAGCCACAAGUUCCUCACACAACACGCCCAGUAAAAAAAAACUCUGUGUUCUCCAAGCUUUUUUAUACGUAAAAAAUUCAACCAAAUUAUUAAUUGUCAGUCUUCAUUAAAUCUAGUGCAACAAGUAUUUUCUAGUUUUUUUCUACUACCUGUGAAAAUAAGCCUUACACUUUUCUACUUAUCAUCUUCGUCGGACGGAAAUUGGGGGUAUGGAAUAAUAUGGAUUAGUUUGUUGGUAAUCAUCAUCCUUUUUUGUAUUCCUGCUGGAACAUGGGAAUGAGAACGAUUCGUUUCACACGCCCGUUAUUAAAAACCAAUCGAUCUGAUAAGCAAGGAUAACGACAGAGCAGAACGGGACGGGGAAAAUAUGACCUGGCUGACUGGACACAUGGAAAGACCACUUAAAAAAAGAGUUUUUAUACUAGGAAAUGAUAAUACUGAUUAAAAUAAUAACGACGUGUUUUUAUUACCUACUACUGAACAGUAAAUACAUAAAUAUGGUGGUUUUUGGGUGGUCAUUCCUCGAUGAACUGGUCAAAUAUUUUGUCCAGACAAAGACAACGCUUGUAAAAAAAGAAGCCAACAUUUAACUGUUUAAUCGAUGAAGAACAUAUUGCAAGGGAACAUUAAAGACAGGACGACAUGCAAAUGACAAGAUAACUUGAAUGACUGGAAAAUUGUAUGUCAGCAGUCAUAUAAAAUUCACUCAUAACAUUUUCCUUAAUCUCCCAACCAAACCAAACCACCAACUAUUUUAAUGAAGACAUCAUAUUAUUAGCGAGACGGACAGUAAUUAAUUCCAAGUUAAAUUUAACUACAUAUAGUUUGUUAGUUGUCCAUCCGUCUCGUCAAUUUUUGACAUUUUGGAGGUUGUGCGUUAAAAAGUAGUGCCUGGAUUGCGAUACAUGUGAAUACUGUGUAGUUAGUUAGUUAGCUAACUGCGCGUGAUGUUAACCAGGACCAAGAAGAUUUAACUACUUUUUUAAGAAGAAGAACAUUCUGCCGACAAGUCGAUCAGUCAACAACACAAUCUUUCUUUACCUUUUAUACUACGAAGAUAAACUACGAGUCGAUUUUUUAGACCAGAUUUUCACUUAAACUUGUUGGUUCGUGUUCCUUUAUACUUAAAAUACUUGACUUAUACUCGGACCGGAAGUGAGGUACACACCUUAUAAUACAAAAUAAAUCCUUCCCUGUUUCGCCUUAAUAAGUAGAAAAACAACUAGUUUAAGUACAUACGCGGGUAAAUGCCUUGUGCUUAUCGAGAAAUUCAACUGACAAGAAGAGAGGAAAAUUGAAUACGAGGACGACGACGAAUUUUUAACACUCAACACUUACAAAAGUGAGAUUACUACAAAAAUUCACAAUUUAUACUCAUAAUAAUAAAGAAAAGAACCAAAAAGUGCUAUAAAUUAAAUAACCAAUUAAUUAACAACUGCCUCCUCGCUAGUCUGAAAAUUUGCAAAAGUGCAAUUACUAUUUUUUAGUAUACAACUGCAAUGGUAAUAAAUAAUUCGUUAAAUUUGUCAUCUAAUAAAACGUCUAUGCAAUCCACGAGGCCAUUUUAACUACAAAUGGAACAAUGAACACCAUUUAUAAUUAGAAACAUUACAGGUCAUCGCAGAUUUUUAUCUAACAACUUUUUUCCAUCUCCUAAAAUGUUGUGACCAGUGAAAUUACAAAUCCUGAACAAAUAAUAGUAAUGUCAUCCUUAAAAAAGUGCCUACUUCAUCUCGUCGUCGUCGUCUUUGUCGCCAUACUAAACUGACCCCACACUCAUGAUGGAAGAAGCGGACAAAACCGGCGAAAGUGAUUUUUCUCCUGGUCAAACUAAUCCCACUGUUUCACUCCUGCCAUUACCAACACCGUUUGGGGACCAUUUAUCGUCAAAAAAGAACAAGAAACGUCGCGGAUUCACGGCACGAUUUUCGUCAUCGUCACGGUCGAAAUCUUCCUCUUCUAAGUCACCCUCCUCCAGCUCAGUGUCAACAACAACGUCCCCACUGCUCGUCACACCAAGUCCGAUCGUCGCAGCGGAAAUGGAGGGGUCAUCAACCUGUAAAAAGACUUCCCCUGGCACGACACCUCCCUUGGCGGUGGAGGAAAGCUCGGGAUCCUCAGGGGACGAUGAUUCCGGUCGUGGUGGCGAAAAUAAAGACGUCCCUGGACAAGAUUUCCGCCUCAAGAGGAAGGUUUCCGUUAAUUCGAACAAGGAUAAAAACAUGACAUGUGAGAAAGAGGGCUACUUGAUGAAACAAACGUCCUCCUUUCAACGUUGGCAUAAACGCUAUUUCAAAAUUCUUGGGAAAAAGCUGCUCUACGGGAAGGAUGAAAAGUCUCAAAUAUUUGAAGAAGUCGACCUGAGUGAAGUCACGAUUGCCGAGAGUUCCUCAAAAUCCUGCAAAAAUAGUUUCCAGGUGAUCACGCCUCAUCGGACGUUGCACCUCGGGACGGAGAAGAGAUCAGAUAUGAUUUCUUGGACCAAAGCGAUCAAAGCAGCAUCUGAGAAGAAAGCGUUAAAUCAGGUCGAGUUGGAAAAGUUAUUCAUGCUUCUGACAUCGCACAACUGGUCGGUGGUGUCCCACACGCUCCCCACGUACUGCAACGUUUGCAGGGAUCAACUUUGUGGUAUAGCUUCGUCCGGUUUGAGUUGUGAGAUAUGCAAGUUGAAGUCCCACAAGAGGUGCGCCAUCCAAGUGACCGUCGAGUGCAAGUGGACCAGCUUUCCCACCAUGGAAAAAUACUCCUUCGUCGAUGAGGACAGGGAGGUCAACAUGCCGCACCAAUGGCUGGAAGGGAACCUGCCCUUGGCCUCGAAAUGCCGCGUCUGUUCGAAAGGGUGCGGCUCUGUUUUACGUCUCCAAGACUGGCAAUGUCUCUGGUGUGACACCACGGCUCACAACGUCUGCAAAUGUCGCGUUCCUCCCUCCUGUCGUCCCCGCCUCCUCUCCGUCGUUCCCCCCUGGGCAUUGCGCGGGCUGGACUUUGACGCGUCCUGGUUAGCACCGCCACCCCUCCGCGGCGCCUCCCCGCUCCUCGUCUUCGUCAACUCCAAAUCCGGGAACAACCAGGGGCUCUCUUUGCUCACUCGAUUUAAACAGCUACUCAACCCUGUUCAGGUUUUCGACCUCCUUACCGACGGACCCACCUUGGGGUUACAACUCUUCAAAAAUUUCCAAACUUUUCGCAUCCUUGUCUGCGGUGGGGACGGGAGUGUCGGCUGGGUCAUGGCGGAAGUCGAUCGCCUCAGCUUACAUAAACAAUGUCACAUUGGAAUCCUUCCCUUGGGGACGGGUAAUGAUUUAGCGCGUGUGCUCGGGUGGGGCGCCUCCUUUCCGGAUGAUGCUCACUUAUCCACCGUUCUGCUUCGGUAUGAACGAGCCACGACGAAAAUGUUGGAUCGUUGGGGCGUUCUGAUUUUCGAGCGAGAUUCCUCCUCCCGUCUCAGCUUUGUGAAGGAGAUGGGUCCCCUGGACGAGAAGGACGAGGAGAACAAUUCUCGUCCACGACGCCGCUCCUCCUCCCACUCGCCCUCCCCGCAGGAAGCCGCCCUCCUCUCCCAGUACGAAACCACCAUCGUCACGCAGUUGAGGGCAGUCUCCAAGCCCAAUCUCAACCGUGAAGAGGCCCUCGAGUCGGGCAGACAAUUGUGCGAGGCGGUGAAAAAAUUGGUGGCGAGCAUUGGGACGACUGCGUCUUCCUCCGUUUCUGCCGAGGUGGAGGCAAACUGUGGCAUUAUGACGGAUAAGAUGAACCUCUUGCUGCAAACGGUGGAGAAUUUUGAAGACGAGGAGCCACUCGUGACGACCACGGACGAUGGGGUGCAGGGGGGCGAAGAGAGUUCCACGGACAAGAAACAUCACGCCGUUCUCGAACGGGCCAACAGUUUGGAGAAAGCGCUGUCUCGCGUGAUGCAGAGCAGUUCGAAGAGUCGUCGUCGCAGCGGUGGCGGUGUCCGUCGCCACGUGAGAAUAGCAGGCAACGGAGGUUUGGGUGCGGUGACAAGCACGUCAAAAAUCGAUCUCUCUAACGUACAACGUUCCCUGGAAGACUGUUCCAAAAACGGAAACGGAUGGUCCAACCAAGACAUUGCCAGCACGAGUUCAUCUGCCGCCGAGAGGACGGCGAGACGGUCUUUCAGCUACAAAUAUGCGUGCACCCACUCGCACGAGGAUGACGAUGGACUGCUGGACGGGGAGGAGGAAGAAGAGGACGACAUUUCAGAAGAGCUUGCAGCCAUCGGUUGCGCCGGAAGAGUACAAACUUCUGCGAUACAUUUACUCAAUAAGCAUCCCACGAUUGAGAUCGAGUCCCCCUCGACGUCCUCGUCCCCACUCAAAACACAAAAUGAUUAUGAUCUCAGCGAGACGGAUCUCGACGUGGAUAUUUCUCUCGGAAUGGAGCAAGGUGGGAGCAACAUGACGUUGGACGAGUCACCCUCGCCGGAUUGUAGGGCACCCUGCAAUUCGGGAAGUGGGAGCAGUCUUGCACUGCCACCCGGAAGUCUCCUCCUCCCGAGGGGCGCAUCGCCCCGAGCUUCCCGCCGCGUCUCGACCGGCUCUCUCCUCAAACCGACGGACAGUGGGGAGUGUUCUCCUACGGGAACGUCGUCCUCUUCCGCCGCCUCAGCCCCACCCUCACCGCACAAGACGGGGAAAAAGGGGAGAAAGUUGGCUGGGUCUGCGUCCGCUUUUAAGAAGAAGACGCUCCCCAUUGUGAACCCACUAUUGAUUGAGCCCUCCUGGUCGGACCACUCUUCCGCGGGGGCUGGGCUCGGCUCGGGGGGAUUCAUUGGGAGGGCACUCAUCCAAAAUGUGGACACCAUUUGUGCAGUGGCAAGUCCUCUUAUGGACAUGGAAGAGCAACUCGGGAGCGGAUUUAAAGAGCGGUGCGUAAUGAAUAACUAUUUUGGUAUCGGGAUCGACGCCAAAAUCACGCUUGCUUUCCACCUGAAACGUGAAGAACAUCCGGAGCUUUGUGGUAGCCGGAUACGCAACUUCGUCUGGUACGGGAUCCUCGGGGGGAGAGAAUUUAUGCUCAAAAGCUGUCGAAAUCUGGAACAGAGAGUGAUCCUCGAGUGUGACGGGCAACGCAUUUUCCUCCCCAGUUUGCAAGGCAUUGUUAUCCUGAAUAUUCAGAGUUUCAUGGGCGGGACGAAUUUUUGGGGCGGAUCUGAAGCGGAUUCCUCCUUCCUCGCGCCCUCCUUUGAUGACCGUAUCCUUGAAGUGGUUGCAGUUUAUGACGUCAUGCAAAUGGCAGCUUCUCGCGUAGUGCACAUCCGACAUCACCGAAUUGCUCAAUGUCACUCUGUGAAGAUAACGAUUUUAGGGGAUGAUCCCCUCCCAGUGCAGGUUGACGGCGAAGCGUGGCUCCAGGCGCCCGGUGCUAUCCAAAUCGUGCACAAAAACCGGGUCCAAAUGAUGUGCAGAAAUCGGGAGUUGGAGUUCUCGUUGAAGGCUUGGGACAAAUUGUGUGAACAUCAAGCCAACGGAGGCGGUGGGUCGGGUAGCAGUAGCAGCGGUGGGAAGGGGUUUCUCCUCGGGAAGAAGGGUGGAAAGAAGUCUUGGAACAACCGUCGCAGUGUCAAGAAGUCCGGGAGGAGACCGAUGAUGGAAACGGGUGAUACGGGUCCUUCCUCACCCUCAUCGCCGCACUCUUCAGGAGGAGAUGUCGCCUCCUCAUCCACAGAGGCAUUCGUACCAGAUAACACCGGAGGUGACCCGAGCAGGAAUGGAGAAGAUGGAAAAACAGAAGAGUGAGAAAGUCUCAGGAUGCCCAAGAAGAGAAAAGUUCUACUGUCUACUUUCUCCCUUCUUCUCCUCAUCCUUCUGAAAUAGUAUGCUAUUGUGCCACACAAUUUCUGUGGCACACUUAUUUCUCUCUCUAUCUCUCCCUGUCUUAUCAUACACUCAAACUCUCUGAAUGACAACGUUUCCCCCGAAAACUUGAACGUUCUUUAUUCAACUUUCCUCAUUCUCUUCUGCGAGGACAAGACGAGAAUGGGACGAGUUUAAUCCUUGAAAAUGUAAUGCUACGACUCAACUCAACUCAACCAGAAAAAACACUUGACAAGUUUCUCUCCUCAUCCAUCGAAGCAUACGCCGUGAUGAGAUUAAUUAUUAAGAAGACAACCCGAACCCGCUCCUAUCGUGGUCGUCGUCGUCGUCAUUUUAAUCGUUGAAUUUCCUGUCUCGUACCGAACAUGUGCUAGAUUUAUUUAAAUAUGUACAAGUGUGCUCACUCGCUUGCAUGGAUAUAUGUCGUCCUUUAUGUAAUUCUGACUGAACUCGUCAAUGGAGGUGAAGAAUCUCGUGGAUCGAUUUGUUAUAUAUAUUUAUUUAUUUAACUGUAAAUGUACCGUCGUUCAUUCCACGUUAAAUUCUGCUCUACUCUCAUCAAUUAAGUGUAAAUAAGUAAAUCGUGUCGUGGUAAAUUUUAAGGAUUGCAUGUCUCGCGAAAUGUUGGUGGCUUUGAAAUGGAACUGAUUUUAGCAAUGUGGGCAAUAAUACUGCUUGAUAACAGAUUUUUAAAAAUGCUUGGAUUGAAAAAGAUGACGCAAUAUUGAAAGAGAAUUAUUACAAAAGAUGUAUUACAAACUAGGAUAUGUAAACUUUACCUGUAAUUAAUUUAUAUCCACUGUACAAAAUCCGUUGUUGUCGUUCGAAAAAUGAAAUAGUCAGGCGGAGAAGAAGAGAUUUUUUUCCUGAUAACACAAAAGUAGGAAAAAGCAAACGUGAGAAAGACACGAAAUUAUCAAUCUUAAAACAACACAGUUAUUGUACUUUCUCCAUUAAUUCUCUCUCUCUCUCUGCAUGCAAAAAAAUGCCAAGUCAAAAAAAACCUUGUUCGUAACUUUCGCCGUCUUGUCAAUAUGUCCAAAUAUUUGGUAAACAUGUGAGAAAGGAAGAAAACGAAACCAUUCUGGCCAAAGAAAGCUGAACUUACAAAAAAAUUGUGCGAAAACAAAAACAAAAUUUGGAUGAUGUGCGUGCGUUUAUACUUGAACUUGCGCCAAAAGUUGCGUUAAAAACUGUGGCGCAAGUUACAAAGUAUAAGCACAACAACCUAAUACAUAAAGUGCUCCUCUUCUUCUGGUCUUUUGAAAAGAUAGAAAUGCGUACCAAAAAUUCAGAAUUGUAUAACUCUCUCUCUCUGAGAUGCACACUUUUUUAUGUAUCUAUGUUGUAAAAGUUGUUGAUUUUUUGUCAAUCAAAACUACUGUACACAAAAAACUAUUUACCAUUUUAAGAAACGAAAUUCUGGAAUAUUUGUCAUGUCACAAAACAAUUAAUUUAGUUAAUUAUGUACCAGAUGAGCAAAAUACCGAAGAAACAAGUAACAAAACAAAACGACAUUAUUACGUAAUUUUUAAUUAUUUUAUUUACACAAAAGAUGGGAACCAGUUUUUUAUAAUAAUUUAAUUUGUAACUGCACAAAAAUUUUUAGCAGGAUUUUUCGUUAGUUUUUAGUCCUAUUUUUCCGCGAACUAUGUAAAUUAUUAUGUGGAUCGUAUUCAUAAAUGUGUAACAAUAAAUUAAAUGGAGGGGUAAAAA
Molecule: messenger RNA, 7894 nt
Organism: Folsomia candida
Lineage: Eukaryota; Metazoa; Arthropoda; Collembola; Entomobryomorpha; Isotomidae
Product: diacylglycerol kinase delta
Exons: 17
Coding region: 2120-6100 (1326 amino acids)
Biological process (GO): diacylglycerol metabolic process; intracellular signal transduction; lipid phosphorylation
Molecular function (GO): ATP-dependent diacylglycerol kinase activity
Source: RefSeq, a predicted model, not a curated record